AUGACCAACAAACAUGCCGUGCUUUCCCUUUUGCUCUUAGCGGCAACCACACUGAUGAUGAUCCGAUCGAGUCAUCAAGAAUCCUUUCGGACAAUACAACAACAACCACGACUUCACCAUCAAAAAACAUUUACAGUAAAACCAGGACUUGAGAAUUAUCAAGCAACAGUUGGAUUGGACGGUGUUACUUGUUCCUUCAAAUUUUCUACAAAAUCAUGUUCCGAAUUGAACGAUCAAGAGAAUAAAAAGAAUGUAGAGAAGAAAAAGCUCUCCUAUGAAGAAGUACUCACAAGAUUGCCAAAAGGUACUUGCCUCAAUAAGGUGGAAGGUUAUUGGACCUAUUCCUAUUGUGCAGAAGGAAAAAUUAGACAAGCUCACGGAAAUGACGUCUAUCAUCUCGGCACCUUUUCUUCCUACAAGAAGGAUAGGGCACUUUUUACGAAUGGACAAAUUUGUGAAUUGGAUGGAAAGAAAAUUGAGAGAUCCACUCAAGUUAUUUUCAUGUGCGGAGAAUCGACAGAGAUUGUUGGAAUUCGUGAGCCAACUCCGUGUCGAUAUGAAAUGAUUGUGACAGAGCCCAAGUUGUGCGGAGAAGAUUCUCCAUUCCCUGUGUAUCAUCAUGAAACAAGUACCUCCUCAAUUACCAUAGCUUCCAUUUAUGAUCAUUUUGAAAUUAAGAUUGAAAAGACACUCUUUCAAAAGGAAUAUCUUUGUACCGUACAGGCAAUAUUGAGGGAUUUAAAGCCAAAUCCAACCACAUGUUUCAAAUCAUUUUCCAUGUCUCUCGAUAACAAGUCCAAGAGUAAGACUGCUCUCAGUGCUCGUGCCAUGCAUCAUGGAAGAGUUCCAUUCAGAGACACUGAGCUCAAACAUACAAAGGAUGGCCAAGAGGUGAAGAGUACCAAGUAUUUUGAUGGCUCUUUGGAUUACAUUCAAGUCAAGUAA
Messenger RNA from Naegleria fowleri, 945 nucleotides. RefSeq lists its product as uncharacterized. The transcript has a single exon. Gene Ontology annotation, biological process: retrograde protein transport, ER to cytosol; endoplasmic reticulum unfolded protein response. Gene Ontology annotation, cellular component: endoplasmic reticulum lumen. The coding region runs from base 1 to 945 and encodes 314 amino acids. The record is from RefSeq and is a predicted model, not a curated record. Lineage: Eukaryota; Heterolobosea; Eutetramitea; Acrasida; Naegleriidae.